Molecule: messenger RNA, 5490 nt
Organism: Linum trigynum
Lineage: Eukaryota; Viridiplantae; Streptophyta; Magnoliopsida; Malpighiales; Linaceae
Source: the annotation of a GenBank genome assembly
CAGUCCGGUCCAGACCACGCCUGUGCGGUUUGGUUCGGUUUGGUCUGGUCCAAAUAGACCACAUUCAACGAAAAAUGAACAAUUUGUUUAGUCAACCACACAAAAAAUUGAACCAAUAACCAAGAAAAAUAAUUGUUAUUUGCCUUAAAACAUUAAUCCUAACAUGCAUGAAUAAUUUUGAUACCCUAAUUCUUAAUACAUAACAAAGAUUUAAAGUAAAAGCAUCUCAACUUGCACCAUAACGUCAUAAAACAUUAACAUAAUGUCAUAUUGAGACAUGAUUAUCUCUACUCUCUGGUUAAAUGUGGUUGUGAAUGAAGGAGAGACGAGAUUCACAAAAUUAAGGUUGAGACUUGGGUGUCGUUGUGGGAGUUGGUAAAGUGGUCAAAUGGGCUGUUAACACAUAUUGACAAGUCGGUUGGGUCCACGGUUUGGUCCGGUAAACCGCGGUCUAGACCAGCCCGACCAAGUGAUCAAAACAUAAAAUAAUACAGACCAUGGACCAGACCAAGCCAUACUUAACGGUCUCACGGUCCAGCCUGGUUCGAUCUGUUUAGGGUGGGUAUUACCUGAUCCACAGUACGUAAUGUGGGGCGAGACAUGAGUAUUGCUACUGAACUGUUUCUCCGACUCUCCAUGUCCCGCCCCGUUGUCGACAUGUUUUACCAUGAUUUGUAUUUGUAUCCUUUUUUUGACCUUACUAAAUCAUAUUUUCAUUCCAAAAUUAUUUUAAGACUAUCUUUCAACUAUUUAGAGUAAUUAUUCCUUUACUAUAUUUUUCAUUUAUUUAUGAAGUGUGCUCUCUAUGUAUUGUUGUAAAAGAGUUAAAUAUCUAUGGUUUUUUAUAAAUAAAUAACAUAUAAGAAUGGAUUGGUUCGUUCCGCCUUAUACUUGCACGAGUAUUACCGAUUUAAUCCGCACUUAAUACGAAUAGAUAUGAAUAUAUAUGCGCGGCAUCAUUACCCCGUGGGAAGCAAGAUAUGAUCGCCGGCCGGCCGGUCGGUCGAGUCAAGCUGCAUGGCUAGUGUACCCUUCAACAUCCGAGGUGGUAGGUGGGCUCUUAUUAUUAUUAUCGUACACAAGGCUAUUUUAUUUAUUUAUUUAUUUAUUUAUUUAUUUAUUUCAUCCAUGUUAAAAGCUAAUUAAUUCCGAGUAAAUUAUUUCAGGUUUAACCAAAAACAAAUAAAGCUGCUAUUUCAUAAAAAAAAAGUAAUUAUCUGCAUGCAUGAUAUCUAGUAAUUACUACUACAUAAUAAAAAAAAACGUGGUGAUUAGUGUUGGCCACCAGCUGCUAAUUGAGUAACCAAAAAGUCAGAUUACAGAAUAGUCAAUGAAAAGAGUUUCAUUUUCGCUUCCAAUAAUUACUUAAAUCAUUAACACCCCGCGAAUUUUCCCGCUAUACGCCUUUACAAACCUCGCUGUACAUGGCCGUCAUCUUUUACCAAUCAAUCCUCUCAAUCUCAUGCAAUGCAAACCUCCACAUUCGCCAAACUUCCCGCCUAUAAAUAGCCCCGCUUCACUUCCCCGUACUAACCACCCAAAACAAGCCCAAAAAGGUAGUAACAAGUCUUAAAUAGAUAAGACAUGGCCAGCAGUAGUAACAGAGUCAGCGCGGCAGCGCUUUUCCUAGCAAUAAUGGCGGCGGCCGCUGCCGUCAUGGUGACGACGGUGCACGGGCAGGGAACUCGGGUCGGGUUCUACUCCACCACCUGCCCUCGCGUCGAGACCAUCGUCCGGUCCGCGGUCCAGUCCCGGUUCAACUCCGACUCGACCGUGGCCGCCGGUCUGCUGAGGAUGCACUUCCACGACUGCUUCGUUCAGGGCUGCGACGGCUCCGUCCUCAUCUCCGGCGCCGGCACCGAGAGGACCGCCAUCCCCAACCUCUCCCUCAACGGGUUCACCGUCAUCGACGACGCCAAGACCCAGCUCGAAGCGGCUUGCCCUGGCGUCGUCUCAUGCGCCGACAUACUCGCCCUUGCUGCCCGCGACGCCGUCGUUUUGGCAAAUGGACCAACUUGGGCGGUCCCCACUGGACGUCGCGACGGGAGAAUUUCGGUGGCACAGGAAGCUUUGGACAACUUGCCGGGUCCCUCCGACUCCGUUGACUCCCAAAUCCAGAAGUUCACCGACCGGAAUCUCAGCGUUCAGGAUCUUGUCACUCUCACCGGAGGACACACGUUAGGAACGGCGUCCUGCGCGACGUUCAACGACAGGCUGUUCAACUACCAGGGCACCGGCGGGCCGGACCCUUCGAUCGCGGCCGCGUUCCUGCCCACCCUCCGGUCGUUCUGCCCGCAGAACAACAACGGGGCGGCGCGGGUUGCGAUGGACACGGGGAGCCAGAACCGGUUCGACACCUCCUACUUCACCAACAUCAGGAACGGCCGGGGAGUGCUGGAGUCGGACCAGCGGUUGUGGUCGGAUAACCGGACCGGCAACUUCGUCCGCCGGUACUUGGGCCUCAGUGGGCUGCUGGGACUGACCUUCAACGUCGAGUUCGGCCGGGCCAUGGUUAGGAUGGGCAAUGUUGGCGUGAGGACGGGGACCAACGGGGAGAUUCGCCGGGUCUGCUCCGCCGUCAAUUAGUUGUUGUUGGUUCAUGAAGUUACAAGUGGAAGGAAGAUCCAAGUUCAUUGCAAGUAGAGAGCUUGGAAGUAUUGUGGUAGAAAAGAAUUUUUCAGGGUUUUUGUUGUAAACGUGUAAUAAUUUGUCUCGUAUGCAAGGAACCGGGACAAAUCGUGGUUAAGGGGAACCCCUUUUUAAGAUAUUUCAUUUUUAUCUUUGUGACUUUUAUUCUAUAAAUAAAAAGUUUCUGUUUGUGACCGAUCAAAUUUAUUCCCAAAACAAUAAUCACAAUCAUCAAACAUUGGAAAUUUAGGCACGUAUAUAUAUAUAUAUGCAUUUAAACAAUACUUCAAUCUAUAUUAAUGUGUGUAUUCAAAAAAUAUAUAAUUUGUACAACCUACAUAUCAAAUUUUGGUACUUAGGGGAGAAGCACCGGCAAUUCCCUCGUGGGGUAUGCAUAUGAAAUCCUGGAUAUGAAAGAAUUAUAGUGAAGAUAAUUGCCAGCUGAUUUCUUAUUUUAUUCCUGAAUCAAUAAUCACAACCUAAACAUAAUAAGCACCAUAAUUUAGACAUGUAUAUCCACUUAAUCAUCUUCAUCAUUUGCCUCAAGUUAAUAUAUAGAAAACCUCGUUUGUAUAACAAUCUCCUCGGUUAUAUAACAAUCCAAUGUAAAUAACAAGUAACAUAUUUUUCAUAUAUAUUAACCGCUUUAAUUUUUGACAACUCAAUUUUUUUCAAACCAAUUCUCACAGCUAAUCACAAUUCAUCCGAUUUAUUCUUGGACAACUUACCUCCAACUAUGUGUGUGUGAAGUGGACUUUUCAACUACUUCUACUUCCUAAGGAAACAAUCUGCCUUAUUACUCUUGUGUGAUCUCAUUAUUUCUUUCCCGUAACCCUAAGCAUUCCUCCUUUUACUCGAUUUCAUUCAUCCAUGGACACGGUAAACUUGAUCACUAUGUCUACUUCUUUCAAAUGUUUUUUUUUUUCAGUAGUAACAUCUCUUUCAUUUUAUAUGUUUCUUUGAUAAGGUCUGCGAAAUAUGUGAUGGUCCUCAUCAUGUGCUGACCUAUAUGUGUAGCAAAUGCGGGUUGACAAAUGAGCAUAUGUAAGGCGACCCUAAGCAUUCCUCCUUUUACCUGAUUGCAUUCAUCCAUGGACACGGUACGUAAACUUGAUCUCUUACCUACUUUCAAAUGUUUUCUUUUUCAGUAGUAACAUCUCUUUCCUUUUUAUGUUUCUUUGAUAAGGUUUGUGAAAUAUGUGAUGGUCCUCAUCAUGUGCUGACCUAUAUGUGUACCAAAUGCGGGUUGACAAAUGAGCAUAUGUAAGGCGACCCUAAGCAUUCCUCCUUUUACCUGAUUGCAUUCAUCCAUGGACACGGUACGUAAACUUGAUCUCUUACCUACUUUCAAAUGUUUUCUUUUUCAGUAGUAACAUCUCUUUCCUUUUUAUGUUUCUUUGAUAAGGUUUGUGAAAUAUGUGAUGGUCCUCAUCAUGUGCUGACCUAUAUGUGUACCAAAUGCGGGUUGACAAAUGAGCAUAUGUAAGGCGACCCUAAGCAUUCCUCCUUUUACCUGAUUGCAUUCAUCCAUGGACACGGUACGUAAACUUGAUCUCUUACCUACUUUCAAAUGUUUUCUUUUUCAGUAGUAACAUCUCUUUCCUUUUUAUGUUUCUUUGAUAAGGUCUGUGAAAUAUGUGAUGGUCCUCAUCAUGUGCUGACCUAUAUGUGUACCAAAUGCGGGUUGACAAAUGAGCAUAUGUAAGGCGACCCUAAUCAUUCCUCCUUUUACCUGAUUUCAUUCAUCCAUGGACACGGUACGUAAACUUGAUCUCUUACCUACUUUCAAAUGUUUUUCUUUUUCAGUAGUAACAUCUCUUUCCUUUUUAUGUUUCUUUGAUAAGGUCUGCGAAAUAGGUGAUGGUCCUCAUCAUGUGCUCACCUAUAUGUGUACCAAAUGCGUGUUGACAAAUGAGCAUAUGUUGUUGGAUUUAUAUGCAUUUGGUUACUAACAUUCUAUUGUAAACGUACAAUUAACCCCGUCACACCCACAUAUUAGACAAAUAUAGAAGAUCUUGGUUAUAUAACAAUAAGGUAGAUAAAUAGCAACAUAGGUGUCCUUGAUUAAAAGGAGGGGCCCUGAGUUCAACCGUUCAACUUCAACGGACGGUCUCCUUAAUUAAGCUGCAUGAGUUCCACCGAGGGCAUCAGCGAAUUCCUCUUUGGUUCUUUGUAGUAUUGUGGAGAAUCCAAAGGUCAAUGGGGAGGACAAGGUCGGGUGAACCUCUUCUGGGAAGGAAGAUGCGAGUGAUGAAGAAGUGCAGGAUUUGAUGGGCUAGUGAAAGAAGAUCAUAUCUGGGAAAACAAGUAGGGUAUGGAACAUGUGCUACUUUACUGGUAAGAUCAAUUAUAUAUUAAAUUACAAACCAAACCAUUCAUGAUUAGAGCAUUACAAUGGGCCAGUAACCCCUUCUCUUGUGCCCACGUGUAAGUUUUUUUUUUAUUUAAAUUAAAUGCGGAAGGGCAGUAGGGUAAAACUUGGAUCCACCCCCAUUUAUUGCUGACGCUGACUUUUGACCGGAUGCAGACCCCACUCCCCGCCCCCACACGCAUUCACCUCUCUCUCACUCUUUCUUUUAUUAUUAAAAGAAAAAUUAUAUAAUUUCUUCUCUCUUUCCAAUCAACAACAAAAAUGAAUCUAAUCUCAACUAUUUCUGCUCUAAUUCCAAAUCAAAUUGAAUGAUGAUUUUUUCGUUCAAUAAAUAAGUGCUAAAGACAGUCAUUACAAAUAUGAUUAUCAUUUUACCAUAAUUUAAGCAUAAUGUUUAACAAACAAUAUAUGCAAUUGCUAAGUGAAUUGCAGUUAUUUAGAUGUAAUGGCACUAACAUGACUUAGAAGUGGAAUGAAGAAAUUGUUUAGGU